GUUUUGCCUAUCGGGGUUAUCGAUAUUGCAUGCGUAGUUGUUUUAAAAACUUAGUUCGGCAACAGGUAAAUUUUAUUUAGGCGAAAAUAUGCCCGUGGUGGACAUCAAUGAGCUUGUGCUGCUGCAGAAACAACAGCAACAGGUGCGAAAUAUAUGUAUAUUGGCGCACGUGGAUCAUGGCAAGACAACGCUGGCGGAUUCCCUCGUGGCAAGCAAUGGCAUCAUUUCACAACGCAUGGCCGGCAAAUUGCGUUAUAUGGACAGUCGUCAGGAUGAGCAGGAGCGCGGCAUUACGAUGAAGAGCAGCAGCAUUUCGUUAUAUUAUCAAGACAACAGCAACAAGGACUUUCUGAUAAAUCUGAUAGAUUCACCAGGUCAUGUGGACUUCUCCAGUGAGGUCUCCACGGCUGUACGUCUAUGUGACGGCGCAAUAGUCGUUGUGGAUGUGGUUGAGGGCGUCGGGCCACAAACGCGCGCCUGUCUCAAACAAAUCUACGAGGAGCAGCUGAAGCCAGUUUUGCUGCUCAAUAAGUUGGAUCGUUUGAUCAUGGAGAAGCAAAUGACGCCGCUGGACGCGUAUUUUCAUUUGACCCAGGUGCUAGAGCAAGUGAAUGCUGUGCUGGGCAGCAUCUUCGCCUCCGAUGUGCUGGCCAAGGAAGAUUUGACGGAUAAGGAUAACUAUGAAUCGGCGCUGGAGAAUGUGGAUGAUUCCGAGCUGUAUUUCUCGCCAGCUGCCGGCAAUGUGGUCUUCUGCUCUGCCUACGAUGGCUGGGCCUUUGCUGUAUCCGAUUUUGCAGUCACCUAUGCGAAGCGACUGGAGAUUCCACGUGCUGAGCUGGAGCAAAAGCUUUGGGGCGACUUCUACUACAAUAGCAAAAAGAAAUGUGUUAUGGCCGGUGCCCAGGAGAAGGCCAAGAAGCCCAUGUUCGUGCAGUUUGUGCUGGAGAACAUCUGGAGUCUGUACGACAUCAUAGCGGUGCGCAAGGACAAGGAGAAGCUGCCGCUGAUAGCUGAGAAACUGGGUCUGAAGCUGGCCGCGCGGGAUCUGCGUCUGACCGAUGCCAAGCUGCAGAUCAAAACUGUGCUGGGCCAGUGGCUGCCCAUCGAUCGGAGCGUGCUCCAAAUGGUGGUGCGCCACGUGCCACCGCCGCACUGCAUCAGCGAGGAGCGGGCACAGCGCCUGCUCUAUCCAGCCAAUGUUGAGCUCAGCUCGCUGCCCGCUGAAACGCUGGCACUCAAGGAGAGCUUCAGGAGCUGCAAUGCGCAGAGCGAGAAUGUCAUCGCAUUUGUGUCCAAAAUGAUGCCCGUGGCGGUGGAGCAGCUGCCACAGAAUCGGCCCAAGCGUCUGACCGAUCAGGAGCUGCAGCAGCGUCGCGAUGAAGUGCGUCGGCGCAUCGAGGAGCGCAAGCAGCUGAGUGAGCAAGCACAACUGGAGCAGCUCACUGCGGGCGUGGAGCAGUUGAACACGCAGCCAGCUGCUGCAGAGGCAGAGGCAGCAACAGCAGCAGAGGCGGAGCCGGAGCCGGAGCGCAAGGCCUUUGAGUUUAUAGCAUUUGCGCGAGUCUUUAGCGGCACGCUGCGACGCGGCAUGCAGCUGUAUAAUCUAACGCCCAAGCACGAUCCCAGGCAGCCAACGCAUCGAGUGCUCGACCAGGCGCCCUAUGCCACUCAGGUGACGGUCGGAGAUCUGUACAUGUUCAUGGGCGGCGAGCUGCAGCUGCUGGAGGAGGUGCCGGCGGGCAACAUCGUUGGCAUUGGUGGCCUGGAGUCGCACAUAGUGAAGACAGCCACACUGAGCAGCACGCUGGACUGCACCUCGUUCAGCGAGCUGAGCAUCAUGGCUACGCCUAUACUGCGUGUUGCCAUUGAGCCAGUGCAGCCGCAGGACAUGCCGAAGCUGGUGAAGGGACUGAAGCUGCUCAACCAAGCGGAUGCCUGCGUCCAGGUCUCAGUGGCGCCAACGGGAGAGCACGUGAUAACUACCCUGGGUGAGGUGCACGUGGAGAAGUGUGUGCACGACCUGGAGCAGAGCUAUGCCAAGAUCAAGGUCAAUGUGUCCAAGCCCAUUGUUUCGUUCAGGGAAACUAUUGUGCCCGACGCAACUGUGGACAUGGUCAACGAGGCCAUAGUGAAGACAGCCGACGACAAGGACAUCAGCAAGAAGAUAGCCACGCAGCAGACUCUGAACAAGCUGGGCACGCUCAAGGUUAUAGCUCUGCCUCUGCCUGCCGCCGUUGUCCAGCUGCUGGAGCAGCAUGGCAAUGUCUUCAAGGAGCUGGCUGCUGCGCCACGUAAUGCUUUACUGUCGGAGAAGUUCUCAGCGCUCUUGGCCUCCAUUAGGAGUCAACUGGUCACUGCUUUCUCGGAGCUACAGCUACAUGGGCUCAGUUCCCUGUCGCCCGCGGAGCUGGUGCAGCGCAUCUGGGCGCUGGGUCCACGCAAUUGUGGCACAAAUAUUCUGCUCAAUCUUAGCGAUUACGAGCAGCCCGACUUCUGGUGCACACAAUCCAAAAGCGAUACAGACUUGACCGAUCCACGCCGAGAUUUCAAUAGCUCCUUGGUGAAUGGCUUCCAAUUGACAACGGGCGCGGGUCCGCUCUGUGAGGAGCCCAUGCAAGGCGUUUGCUUUGCGGUGCUCGAGUGGUCCGUUCAAUCCGAGGGCGAGGAUCUAAAUGCACGCGGCUUUGGACCCUUCUCGGGUCAAGUGUUGACCGCUGCCAAGGAAGUUUGUCGGCAGGCUUUUCAGAAUCAACCGCAGCGUCUGGUCACGCCCAUGUACAGCUGUAAUAUUGUGGUGGAUGCUGAAAUGUUGGGUAAAAUGUACGCUGUGAUUGGCAGGCGUCAUGGCAAAAUCCUAUCGGGCGACCUGACCCAGGGCAGCGGCAACUUCUCGGUGACCUGCCUGCUGCCGGUGAUCGAAUCGUUCAACUUUGCGCAGGAGAUACGCAAACAGACAUCUGGCUUGGCCUGUCCGCAGCUAAUGUUCAGCCACUGGGAGGUGAUUGAUAUUGAUCCCUUCUGGCUGCCCACAACCGAGGAGGAACUGAUGCACUUUGGCGAGAAGGCCGACUCAGCGAAUCGAGCGAAGCUCUACAUGGACAGUGUCCGCAGGCGCAAAGGACUCUUUGUGGACGAGAAGGUGGUGGAACAUGCCGAGAAACAACGCACACUCUCCAAGAAUAAAUAAACGCAAAGAAAACCCCGCAGAAGCAUCAUUAAUCAUUAACAAGAUGUGAGGAUAUUAGCCAGUUGACCUACGACAACAAAUACCUGCCACAUUUUGGAAAAUAAAAUUGAUAUAUUUUUGUAAUUAAGUUUUUAGAAAAAUUAAUUAAAUAAAUAUAUGAUUGCAGGUUAGUACUUAAACCUGUCAAAAAUUAAA
Molecule: messenger RNA, 3382 nt
Organism: Drosophila mojavensis
Lineage: Eukaryota; Metazoa; Arthropoda; Insecta; Diptera; Drosophilidae
Product: elongation factor-like GTPase 1
Exons: 7
Coding region: 89-3187 (1032 amino acids)
Biological process (GO): cytosolic ribosome assembly
Cellular component (GO): ribonucleoprotein complex; cytosol
Molecular function (GO): GTPase activity; ribosome binding; GTP binding
Source: RefSeq, a predicted model, not a curated record